AUGGGAAUGAUAACGAGAGUCAGGGGUAGAUUACGCAGUCUACACACCCUGCCCAAGCUGGAUGAAAAAGUUAGAGAAGAAAAAAUAGCAGAAACUGUUUGUCUACUUUCCGUUCUCUUCCUUCUACCGUAUUGCUCAAGAGGCCAUACUCCAAUAUUGCUUAUCUUUGGAAGUUGGUUCUUAACCACCUACUCCUUUUUGGUACUGCCUCUUCUGAUAUCCGCCAACUACAAGUACCCGGUGAGAUGGCUGAGGCAUAUUAUAAGGAAGUUGCCAGACAUGGCGAAAAAAUACGGAAAGCCGACAUGGAACAUUAUCCGCAAAGUCUAUGGACCCGUAGAAAGAUGCGAAAAAAGUUUUAUGAAAAUGAAGAAUAUCUCUACUUUGGCAACACAGUUGGUGUUCUUCAUGCUCUCUGACAGAGUCCUCCUAUGCAGCUUCGGUGGUCGUAAUUGUCCAGAAAAAAAAGUGACUGGUCUCUACUCCCUCAUGUUCUACAACGUCAUAGCCUAUUGCGUCAGCUACAUCAAAGAACUCAUAGAAAAAGAAGAUUGGUCAGUUACAAUCAACAUGACCGAGCAUAGCAACAUAAAACACCUAGCCAUGUCAGCUACGAAAAUUGUUUUGGAAUGGACUAAGGCUGUUACGUUUAUAAUUACUGUUACGUUUAUGUUGUUGGUGUUCGGGCUAGAGCAAGGCUUACAAAAUUACCAUCCUACAGCCUUGUACACUUUUGUUACUUGGACUUAUUAUAUGUGCACUGAAAAGGUUUUCGUGGAAAUGUUUUUGCCGUUGCUGCUUUUGUUAAAAUUCAAAUCACUCGAAGCUCUAGAACAAUUCUACGCUCCAGUUAUUUUACGUUGUUACACCAUAAGCGUAGCGAUAAUUUUAGUGGUAUUUCUAGGUUUUUACGGGCACAUUCAAUUCACUCUUGUCGCUUCUUACUUAACAGUUUACUUGAAAAUUAAAGACACUGCAAUGACGUGUCUGAAAUCCUUAAAAACCGAACAAGCAAUUUUAGGAAAAUUUCGCUAUGCCACUGAAGAAGAAAUCGAAAAUUGCGAUGACGUUUGUGCGGUGUGCUUGAGUCCGAUGCUGAGAGCUAGGGUUACACCUUGUCAGCACAUGUUUCACGCCUAUUGUUUGAGACAGUGUUUGAAUAAUUCCGACAUGUGUCCAAUUUGUAAGAGAGAGUAUGUUUUCGUUCACUAA
This is a messenger RNA of Ceutorhynchus assimilis (cabbage seed weevil), 1212 nucleotides long. Lineage: Eukaryota; Metazoa; Arthropoda; Insecta; Coleoptera; Curculionidae. The record is from the annotation of a GenBank genome assembly.